UACCUAACCUCAAAUUACAAUGUUUUGAAAAAGUCAAAGAAAUUAAACUGUUAAAUAACGCUGGAAAAAGUAGAAUAUUGGUAGAAUUCUACUCAAUGAAAAGAUGGACAGAACUGAUUUAAGAGAACUCUUGUAUAGCGAUCUUCCAAAUGAAAUAAUACAGUUACCCAGUGUUCCCACUGAAGAUUCACUGCAGUAUGUAAAGAACUUUUUGUCACAGAAUUUACCAAGUUCAGACAGCAAAAAUCUAACGGCCGAUUUAAAAUGGAACUUUCUAUUAAAAAAGCAUUCAUUCGAAAAAAUAAAAACUGGUUUUAAAGGCAAAAAAAGUUUCCUGACCAGAAAACAAAGAAAAGAUCUUAAUUUACUUAAAGUUCCCAGAGAGGGCUGGGACUAUGAGCAGUUAGAGAAUCUUAGAGACAUGUGGAGGUCAUACAUGAGGGAAAACUUAGAUUUAAAUCGCAAAGCACCAAGCUGUACAGAUCAAGAAUGGAAUGCUUUUAGUGUAAUUGUUGCAAAGUCUGAAUUAAUUGGAGCUGAAAUAACUGUAGUCAGAUCGAAAGUUCCUAGUUUAUUGAGAAUGAGAGGUACUAUUGUUUUAGAGACUAAAAUGACCUUUCAGAUAGUUACAGCAGAAUCUAAGCUAAAAAUAUUAAUUAAAGCAGAUUCUGUGUUUGAAUUUCAACUGGACAAUAUAAAAUUUACAGUUUUUGGAAAAUACUUAAUGACAAAACCGAGUGAAAGAAGUACCAAGAAAAUUAGAUCACAGAUGACACCAGAUUUAUAGUUAUUAAGAUAUUUGUAUAGUUUUUUAAAUUAAAUUUGAAAUAAAGUCUUUUACUUAA
This is a messenger RNA of Diabrotica balteata, 845 nucleotides long. Lineage: Eukaryota; Metazoa; Arthropoda; Insecta; Coleoptera; Chrysomelidae. The record is from the annotation of a GenBank genome assembly.